GGGGCGCCUGGAAACCGGUCGAAGGCGCGCGAGGGAGAGGAGAGCUAGUGAGUUGAGGGAUAGACACAAAUGGUCAGGCGGCGGCGGCGGAGAAGGAGGCGGAGGCGUAGGGGGGAGCGGAGGCCGCUCGGCUGCCCUGAGUUGCGCGCUCUAUCGCGCCGCGGCCACUAGCGCGGCGCCGCCAGCCGGGAGCCAGCAAGCGCAGGGCCAGGAAGGCGGGACGCGACCCCGGCGCGCCCGAGCCACCCGGGCUCUCCCCGCCGCCCGCGCUUCAUGAAUCGCAAGUUUCCGCAGCGGCGGCGGCUGCGGGACGCGGAGUGGGAGCCGGAGGAGCGGGUAGAGCGCGGCACGGGCUGGACGGAGGGAACCGGCGUGGAGGAGACAUCCCCGACCGCUGGGAGAGCCGCCGCCCGCCGCGCCACCUCCAGCCCCAGCCGAGCCGUGCAAAGAAAGGAGCCGAGAAAGUAUGGCUGAGGAGGAGGUGCCUAAAAAGUCCCGGGCCGCCGCCGCUGCCGGCGGGUGCUGGGAACUUUGUGCCCGGGCUCUCCCGGCGGGGCCGGCGGCAGAAGGGAGUUGGGACGCUGGCCACCGCCGCCGCUGCCCCCCAGUUGACUCUCGGCGCUUGGCGCGCUGGCUACUGCUCCUGCUUUGGCUACUGGAGGCCCCGCUGCUGUUGGGGGUCCGGGCUCAGGCAGCGGGCCAGGGGCCCGGGCCAGGUCAGCAGCCCCCGCCGCCGCCGCCUCAGCAGCAACAGAGCGGGCAGCAGUACAACGGCGAGCGGGGCAUCUCCAUCCCGGACCACGGCUACUGCCAGCCCAUCUCCAUCCCGCUGUGCACGGACAUCGCGUACAACCAGACCAUUAUGCCCAACCUGCUGGGCCACACGAACCAGGAGGAUGCGGGCCUUGAGGUGCACCAGUUCUACCCUCUGGUGAAGGUGCAGUGCUCAGCCGAACUCAAGUUCUUCUUGUGCUCCAUGUACGCGCCUGUGUGCACUGUGCUGGAGCAAGCUCUGCCGCCCUGCCGCUCCCUCUGCGAGCGCGCGCGCCAGGGCUGCGAGGCGCUCAUGAACAAGUUUGGCUUUCAAUGGCCCGACACGCUCAAGUGCGAGAAGUUCCCGGUGCACGGCGCCGGCGAGCUGUGCGUGGGCCAGAACACUUCGGACAAGGGCACUCCGACACCCUCUCUGCUGCCGGAGUUCUGGACCAGCAACCCCCAGCACGGCGGCGGGGGACACCGUGGAGGCGGCUUCCCCGGGGGCGCCGGAGCAUCGGAGAGAGGCAAGUUCUCCUGCCCGCGCGCCCUCAAGGUGCCCUCCUACCUCAAUUACCACUUCCUAGGAGAGAAGGACUGCGGCGCGCCCUGUGAGCCGACCAAGGUGUACGGGCUCAUGUACUUCGGGCCCGAGGAGCUGCGCUUCUCGCGCACCUGGAUCGGCAUCUGGUCGGUGCUGUGCUGCGCCUCCACGCUUUUCACGGUGCUCACGUACUUGGUGGACAUGCGGCGCUUCAGCUAUCCGGAGCGGCCCAUCAUCUUUUUGUCGGGCUGUUACACUGCCGUGGCGGUGGCCUACAUCGCCGGCUUCCUGCUGGAGGACCGGGUGGUGUGUAACGACAAAUUCUCCGAGGACGGGGCGCGCACUGUGGCGCAGGGCACCAAGAAAGAGGGCUGCACCAUCCUCUUCAUGAUGCUUUACUUCUUCAGCAUGGCCAGCUCCAUCUGGUGGGUGAUCCUGUCGCUUACCUGGUUUCUGGCGGCCGGCAUGAAGUGGGGCCACGAAGCCAUCGAGGCAAACUCGCAGUAUUUUCACCUCGCCGCCUGGGCCGUGCCGGCAAUAAAGACCAUCACCAUUCUGGCGCUGGGCCAGGUGGAUGGCGAUGUGCUCAGCGGGGUGUGCUUCGUGGGGCUUAACAACGUGGACGCGCUGCGUGGCUUCGUCCUAGCUCCUCUCUUCGUGUACCUGUUCAUCGGCACGUCCUUUCUGCUGGCCGGCUUCGUGUCACUCUUCCGCAUUCGCACCAUCAUGAAGCACGACGGUACCAAGACCGAGAAGCUGGAGAAGCUCAUGGUGCGCAUCGGCGUCUUCAGCGUGCUUUACACCGUGCCAGCCACCAUAGUCAUUGCCUGCUACUUCUACGAGCAGGCCUUCCGGGACCAGUGGGAACGCAGCUGGGUAGCCCAGAGCUGCAAGACCUACGCCAUCCCCUGCCCCCACCUCCAGGCCGGUGGAGGGGCUCCACCGCACCCGCCCAUGAGCCCCGACUUCACAGUCUUCAUGAUCAAGUAUCUUAUGACGCUGAUCGUGGGCAUCACGUCCGGCUUCUGGAUCUGGUCCGGCAAGACCCUCAACUCCUGGAGGAAGUUCUACACCAGACUCACCAACAGCAAACAGGGGGAGACCACCGUCUGAGGCCUGGGGGCUUGCUCAGCCUAUUCCCAGCCCUCAGCCCGUCCCCAGCCACCCUGAAAACCUUCCCCCAUGGAAUUCCGACCAAGCCUGGCUACUACAGGCUUCCUCACUAGACAAUUUCGCGGGCUUCUUUUAACAGCAUAACUCCUGCAAAAGCUUCCGUCCCUGGGGGCAAACGGACUCAAGGGCCCAAUUUCUUGAGGGGGGGAUGGACCGACCUCUCUCGCUGGUACCAGCACUGUAUGCUUUUAUGAUUGUAAAUAGCCUGUGUAAGAUUUUUGUAAGUAUAUUUGUAUUUAAAUGACUGAUCUCGCGUUUUCUUUUCCUUUGUUUUUUUUUUUUUUUGGAUUUAAAUAUGAAUUCUUUAAGGCUGUCUAACCAUUCGAGGCUUCUCUCUCUUCCCUUUCCAGAGUGCUGCCGAGACCUGCGGGAGUGACCUGCGGGAGUGCACCCGCUGGGUGCUCCGGCUGGUUGGCUUGCGCCCCUCCCUGCAGCGCUGGGGUGGUGCGUCUGGGACUGCGCUGUUCGGGUCACUUCCCACCUCCUCUUUCUGCUCCCUCCCUUCCCCUCCUUGCUUGAGUUUGGAGAUAGUAAGGUCCUGACCGUUCAAGCUUUGGAGUCUGCCCUUGUUCGGGGCCCAGAUUUGUCCCUUUGACUUCCCCAAGCUGAUUUUUCCACUGUCGAGAACCUUACCCCUAGCUUCAAGGAGGCUGGUGGUUUGUGGUUACUGAAAGUCCCAGACUCCCGCCCUCCGCGCUGGCCUCCGAAGCCCAGACAGUCCCUCCUUCCACCUAAGUCGGUUAGAGGGUGAGUGGGAUAAGCAAUGCCAAACUUUUUAAAGUCUGAUUUUUGGUGGAUGAGCUCAUUUCAUUCUCUAGUGUCUAAAACCCGGUAUGAGUUUGGCCAGCGUCGUGGAAAGAUGCAGUUACUGAGAUUGGGAAAGAGGCACGAAGCUUUGUGUGGGUUGGAAGAGACCGAAGAUGGGGCUUAUAAAACGUUCAUUCUAAUUGUACACCGACGCCUGGCCACCUGCCUUCAGGACUGAGUUCGAGUAUAGAUUUUAGCUUUCUGUAAAAUGGAAACGUUGAGGUCACCUGCAAACCUUUGUCAAGGAGCUGAUUGAUCUUUGCUCUUCUUUAUGGGACAGCAGAACGUAAACUAAAUAUGAAAACUUGAAGGAGAUUUCAGUGCAAUGGGCUUCCUCAAAAUGCAGUGCUACUUUAGGAUUUUUUUGGUCAAAUAAUAAUUAGACAUAUAUCAGAAACUUUAAAAUGUAAAAGGUGUAUUUUCAACAUACUAUGAUUCUUACUCAGCAACAUCUGAGGGAGGAAUAAUCCACAUCAUUAGUACCAACCUGGUAAAGGAAGUGGACUAACUGAUGGGAUUAGCUCCUGAAAUAUACAAAACAUGGGCAUGCGUGCUCAAAAUAUCCGCAGGUCUGCUGCAUGGAAUCCUGUGCACUCCCGUUUGGAUUUACAGAAAUGUAUCAGAUGUAAAUCUUUCAAAGCCAUUUAAAAAUAUUCACUUUAGUUCUCUGUGAAAAAGACGAGAAAAGCAAUCCUCCUGAUUGUAUUGUAAACUUUAAGAGUUUAUCAAAAUGCCGGUACUUAGGAGCUAAAUUUAUCUGUGUCUGUCAUACCCUAAAAUGACAAUGGUCUUUGAACUUGGUAUGCAUUUAUUCUGUUCACUAAAUCAUUUAUAUUUAUAGAGGAAUAGAAGUUUAUAUAUAUAUAAUACCAUAUUUUUAAUUUCACAAAUAAAACAAUCAAAGUUUUGUACAAAAUUAUAUGUUUUUUGUGCCUGAAAACAAUAGAGUGGAAACUGUCUAAACUAUGAACUAGCUUUAUAUUUUAUAGUGUCUAGUGGCCAGUCCCACAGUAUAUAAAUUCAGGAAUUCAAUGAAAAAGCCUGUCUUUAAACCUUCGUGCUGUCUUUCCAAGCAGUUAUCCUAUUUGCAUUGUGACUGACAUUGUGAAGUCCCCAGGAAAGAUAUGCAUUCAUGAUAGUAACUCUAAAAUACGAGUUUGAAAAUUAUUUCUUUACUCAAAGAAGAGUAUUAAAGAGAGAACCCUAAUUUUAAUAUUAGAGUUUUUUUUCUUUCAAGGGGUAAAUUUACAUGACUUUUUAUAAUAUGGAGGUUUAUUUUUAAAUCAUCAGCCAUCCCCUUUAUCACAAUUUUUAUAAAGUAUUAUCUUAUAUUUUCCAUAAUCUUGGAUAUUCUAAAACCCUACAUAGGUAUUCAGUAAAUGGUUAACUGACUGUGUUUAUAAGCAUUUUAAGCAGCAGUUGGGUGUAUAAGACUGUUUUGUUGUUUGCUUUCGAAGACUCCAUUUUUAUAUUGUUCAAGGAACCUUCUCCAGAAGCAUUAUCUAGUUGGUCUACUCUUAGAAUUUAUAUAUAUAUAUAAGUAUAUAUAAAUGUAUAAUAUAUGUAUACACAUAUAUCUAUAUACAUAUAAGUAUACAUACACAUUAAUUUUUAUAAAAUAGAGAUGCAAAGUUUACUUAUACACUUUAAAAUAUGGAAUUAAGGUUAUGAGAAGUGGAAAAUACCAGGUGGAAAACCUCAAAUACCUUUGAAAAACAUGUCUCUUAUUCCUUUACAGUCUAAAACUAUCUUGAUUACAUUUUCCAUGAAAACACUUUGUGGUAAAAUGACAAGGGGUUAAAAUGAAGACCAUCGAUACAAUAGAGUUACUUUCAUGGUUGUAAGGUAAUUGUCUUAUAAGUCAUCAUUAUUUAUUUUCAGGCAAAUGAAAAAGGUAAAUCUACUGGAAAAUACAACAUUCAGUUUUAAGUACCAAGAUGCAGUUUGAUGUUUUGUUCUUUGUUACAUUAAUCUACCACAGUAGAUAUAUGAGAAGGUUUUAUCAUAUAGACACACACAAAAAAUAACAAUUCUUACAACAGAUCAAAACAUGUCACCUCACAAGAUAAUUCAAUCAGAUAAUUUCUGGGGGGGGGGAAAUUUAGAUUAUUAUUCUCUAUCCAAGAAAUAAAUAUAAAGCAUUCUUAUUAUAUGUGUCCUUAAUGUAACUAUAACUUUGAUACAGAAAGGUUUGAUAGUGCUGGAUUUCAAUACCUUUAAAAGACAUAUUUAAGUCAACACCAGGCUUUGUGUUUAGGAAACAACUAAUUUAAAGUUAUGUAGAAUAUAGAAAGUCAGUGUAUUAUUUUGUUUCUUUAAAUACUGGUGGCAAAAUAAGACUUUGCUGGAAAAUUGUGAAGCUGCUGGGAAUAUGGUGCCAUUAACAUACUGUUUCCAUGAUAAACCUAUUUUCAGAUGAUUUGGUUUGCUCACUUUAUUUUUUUUGAACCAGCUAUCAAUGGGAGUCAAUUUUCUCCCUUACGAUGUGCUUAAUUCCGCUUUCAUACAUAGUACAAAAGCCUUCUGAUGCUCUUUUUUUUAAAAAGCCAUUUUUAACUUAAACUUUGUGGGGGCAGAAAGUCAUAUUUUUAAAUCUCAAAGCCAGCCAAUAUCAAACAUAGCAAAACAGCUGGACCGGAUUUUUCAGUUGGUAUGGGGUAGUCACUUGUCAGCCUGAGUUUACAGGCCUGGCCCUUUUGUCUCCAGUGAGCACUGAAGCCUCUUCUCGUUGCAUCAUUUCUGAAGUCCAGCACUGAACCAGGAGAGGAGACCACAGCGAAGAGUUUGGUGGCCAAUUAAGAGAAAAAAAUUGCCUAAACCACAAACCAAUUCUGGACCUGGAUGGCUUCCAAUCACUUCCUGAUAUCAUGUUUCAAUCUUGGUAUAUUUGUGAUUGUUUUCAAAGAUGCUAUGUAUUUAGUGCGUGUGUUUGGGUUCAACUUCAGCAACUCUAGCUUUUAUUGCUUUCUAAUCCAUCUAUUGGCUCUAGGCCACAUUUUGUGUAACGUACAUGCAGUUAAUUGAAACCAGUGGCGUGACACUGGGUAUCCUGAUACAUGUCUGAUUAUACUGUUCUGUGUAACCAGGGACUGAGAGAUAAGAAUCAAAUUGUGGUGAUUACCUAUGUCUUAAGGUGAACACUAAUAGAGUUAUUGAAUACUUUACAGAAUAUGCUAACUUCAAAAUUUUGCAGGAUUACCCCUAGGAGCCAAAAUAAGAUAUGGAUUACAUGUAAGAACUCUACAGUUACAUUACAAAAAAGAAAUUGCAAUACUGCCUGAAAUUCAAGGCUCUUAUCUUAAGGCCCUUACAUUUGACAUGGGGGGUCUUACAAGGGCCCUUGUCAAACAAGGUACAGCUUAUUUUGGUGAUUCCUAAGAUUUAUAUCAAUAUUUUGAACCUUUGGCAGAUAUUAGUAGAAUCUGAAAAAUGGUACUUGGGCUUCAAUCAUGACUCAGAAUUCCCUUAAGCUUUCUGGGCUUAAAUAUUUCUGUACACUUUGGUCAUACCUUUUAACAAUGGGUAUGUUAAACCAUAACAAUUAUAGUGACAAGCUUGUUUGGAACCUGGAGAUUAAAAGGCAGAUAGACUCUAGACUAAUUUUAUUAAGGUUUAUCAUGAUUUGUGGUGACAGGUGUCUCUGUUCCACUACAAAAUCAAGUUUCUAUUUAAAUAUAAUAACACUUCCUUUGUGUAGUUUUACUUAUGAGUUGGUGUGGGACCCUAAUAACAGGUCAAAUCAAAGGACUCCUCACAGAAAUCUUUAUCGUGCAAUAGAUAGUCUCGAGUGCAAUCUACAAGUACAUCUUGUAAUGGACAUAGAGGGAGUAUCCUAAAGGUUAUCAUCAGCUUUAUGUCAAGCAGAUUCUUAGACUGCUUUAAAAAACAAGCAUUUUCCAAAAGAUUUCUCUAAAACAUUUUAUAUUAAGAUGGUAAUAUUCUAAAGAGGCUUAUUUGGGGGUGAUAAAGCCAAGUUAUGUUUUCUAAAGGAAUCAUUAAUACACUAGUUGAAUGGCAUAGUUGUAUAACUAAUAACUCUCUAAAAGCAAAGCAUUAGAAUAGCAUUGAUUUGAAC
Messenger RNA from Artibeus jamaicensis (Jamaican fruit-eating bat), 7352 nucleotides. It is a transcript of the gene FZD1, whose product is annotated as frizzled class receptor 1. The record is from RefSeq and is a predicted model, not a curated record. The transcript has a single exon. The coding region runs from base 467 to 2410 and encodes 647 amino acids. Gene Ontology annotation, molecular function: Wnt-protein binding; Wnt receptor activity. Lineage: Eukaryota; Metazoa; Chordata; Mammalia; Chiroptera; Phyllostomidae. Gene Ontology annotation, cellular component: plasma membrane. Gene Ontology annotation, biological process: canonical Wnt signaling pathway; non-canonical Wnt signaling pathway.